UUGAUCUCCUGUGUCUCCAGCAUGAGAAAAUGUCUGUUGUGUUUUUCGUUUCCAGCUUAAACUAACUUACUUUAUCAUGAUUAAACACGUUUUUCUGACAGGUUCUCCAGGAGUGGGGAAAACUACACUAGUCCAGAAGGUUUGGGAGGCGAUAAGCUCAACUGGUGUGAGCAUCCACGGCUUCUGCACAGAGGAGGUCCGGGAAAGCGGGAGGAGAGUGGGAUUUGAUGUAGUCACUGUAAACGGACAGAGAGGAAUCUUGGCCAGAGUCGGAGCUACAGCCCCAUCUGGCAGACGUGAAUAUACUGUGGGUCAGUAUGUGGUUGAUCUGUCCUCGUUUGAGAGUCUCGCACUGCCGCUUUUUCGAAAUGCAAGCGAUGAAAGCAGGAAGGUGUUCGUUAUAGAUGAGAUUGGGAAGAUGGAGCUCUUCAGUCAGGCUUUUAUCCGAGCGGUGAGACAGACUCUGGACAGCAAGGACUACACCAUCCUGGGAACGAUCCCCCUUCCUAAAGGAAAACCCCUGGGGUUAGUGGAGGAGAUCCGAGCGAGGAAGGACGUCAAGGUCUUUAUGGUUACAAAAGAGAACAGAAAUAGCAUUUUGGAGGAAAUUAUUGCUGCACUUAAGGAAUGUCUAAAAUAAAGAUCUCUAAGAAGACACGAGGAAGAGUGGAAUAAAACCUUCAUGAUGAUCAGAAA
Clarias gariepinus (North African catfish) is the source of this 696-nucleotide messenger RNA. RefSeq names its product nucleoside-triphosphatase, cancer-related (gene ntpcr). Gene Ontology annotation, molecular function: ribonucleoside triphosphate phosphatase activity. The record is from RefSeq and is a predicted model, not a curated record. Lineage: Eukaryota; Metazoa; Chordata; Actinopteri; Siluriformes; Clariidae. The transcript has 5 exons. Bases 77 to 640 code for a protein of 187 amino acids.